AUCUGGUGUCAUUAAUUUAGAUGCAAGUCCACUUCUAGAUCCUCUGCCUCAUAGAGAGGCCAAGACCUCUUCACCACCCUUUCACGUCGCAGUAACAGCUACAGAUUCUCGUUACAAUAAGUGGCAGUGUCGUAUAAUGUAUUAUUGGUAUAAACAGAAAAAAGCUCUUCCCCGUUCAGACAUGGGAGGCUUCACUCGCAUUUUGCAUUCCGGUAAUCCCGACAACUUGAUGGGUGAGAUACCAACAUUUGUCGUCGACCCUCUUUCCCCAGGUCUUGAUCAGGUGAGAAACUUUCUUUUCAUCUUGAGUUUUUUUUUUUGUUAAUCUAAUAGUUUGAUGUACGUAGGGGUAUGUUGUGUUAAAUAGACCGUGGGCAUUCGUGCAGUGGCUUGAAAGAGCUACCAUCAAGGAAGAGUUAAGUCCUGUCUCCUUUCCUACAAGACAACCAAAACACUGUUUGCUAAAAUCUCCUGCAUAUGUUGUUGGUGCAGCUAUGUCCUUAUGGCAGAGCCUGAUCAUAUAUUUGUUAACCCUCUUCCCAACUUGGCUGCUGGAGGCUCCCCAGCAGUUUUUCCGUUUUUCUAUAUCACACCUCAAAAGUUCGAGAACAUAGUCAGAAAGUAUUAUCCAGUGGAGAUGGGACCUGUGACAAAUAUUGAUCCCAUUGGUAGUUCUCCUGUUAUCAUAAGCAAGGAAUCACUUGAGAAGAUUGCUCCUACAUGGAUGAAUGUCUCGUUGACAAUGAAACAUGAUCCAGAUACUGAUAAGGCAUUUGGAUGGGUUCUGGAAAUGUACGGUUACGCAAUUGCAUCUGCUCUGCAUGGGGUGCGGCACAUGCUUCGUAGAGAUCUCAUGGUUCAGCCUCCAUGGGAUUUGUCUACCAAGGCGAUGUUUAUCAUCCACUACACUUAUGCAUGCGAUUACAACAUGAAGGGUGAGCUGACAUAUGGCAAAACAGGAGAGUGGCGAUUUGAUAAGAGAUUACAUCUCAGAGGUCCUCCUCCGAGGAACAUCUCUAUGCCGCCUCCUGGUGUUCCAGAAAGUGUGGUAUGUUAUACUCACCACUAUAUAAAACAAAAUACUGAUGUGUGUCCAUCCGUUGCUCAUAAGGGAACUUAUCCGCAACAUGGCCAUUGAGACUAUAUAACUACUUCAAACCCAAAUGCUUAUCCCAAGUCUGAUGUUGUUUUUUCAAUCUCCAAGACUAAUGUACACAAGUAUGUUUAAGGUAGUUUCCAAUAUCUUUAAGGAGUAACGGUUUCUCAGAGAUGCCACUUGUGGUUAAUCAUUGACAAGAAGCGUGAAAGUGAGAAUCCAAAUUGUUGAUAACUUGCCUAAAUACAUGUGUGUGUUGU
This is a messenger RNA of Brassica napus (rape), 1356 nucleotides long. RefSeq names its product hydroxyproline O-arabinosyltransferase 3-like. Lineage: Eukaryota; Viridiplantae; Streptophyta; Magnoliopsida; Brassicales; Brassicaceae. The transcript has 5 exons. Bases 503 to 1138 code for a protein of 211 amino acids. The record is from RefSeq and is a predicted model, not a curated record. Gene Ontology annotation, molecular function: glycosyltransferase activity.